AUGGCAGUUUCACAAGCUGUUUCCGCCUUUAUUAUGCAGAUGUUCUUGGUCGCCGGUCUUUUCCUUUCUCAGAGCCCUAUGACCCCAGGCCAAGGACCAACCGUGUCCGACUGCAGCCCUCGCCUGGUGGCUCUAGUGCCAUGCGCACCAUUCGUGCAGGGCAACGCUCAAAGACCCGCACAAUCCUGCUGCGACAAUCUGGACCAGCUCUACGGGCUGCAACCCGCUUGUCUUUGCCUCCUCCUCAAUGACACCACCUUGAGUGCUUUUCCUAUAAACAGGACACUUGCGGUUCAAUUACCUAUUCUUUGCAAGCUCCAAGCUAACACCACUGUUUGCUCAGGGUUGUCUCAAGUUUCUCUUGGGACAAAUCAUACUCCUGUUGCUGCUUCUUCCCCCAUGGUGAACCCUAAUGUUCCGGCGGCACCGAGACCAAACAUCAUGGGGCUGGGGCUUGGCCGGAGCAAUGCUGGUAGAUUUAAGACACAUGAUGAUCUCUUAGCUGUUGCUGUAAUUCUGGUUUCAAAGUUGGCACUUGAUGCUGGGUUUCUGGUUUAGAUUUAUUGAUGAUUUGUUUUCUUUGAAUAUUACUAUCUCUACGUAUAAUGUAUGUAUUGGAACAAUGUUUACCUAUUUUGGUAAUGAUUUAUAUGCAGUA
Molecule: messenger RNA, 658 nt
Organism: Hibiscus syriacus
Lineage: Eukaryota; Viridiplantae; Streptophyta; Magnoliopsida; Malvales; Malvaceae
Product: non-specific lipid transfer protein GPI-anchored 13-like
Exons: 2
Coding region: 1-558 (185 amino acids)
Source: RefSeq, a predicted model, not a curated record